GAUUGGUUCCUUGACAUUUUUGGAGCGUUUUCAUUGGUUUCUUGCUGCUUUAUUUUGACUGUUUAUUUCCGCAAAGUGCUCAAGAGCUGUUGUUACCGCGCGUGAUAGAGCUGUCAACAAAUUACUAAGGUCGUAAUGGCUGACAGUGCUGACGUUAUACCUGUCGUGAGCAGCCCGCCUCCUGUAAAAGAGGAGCAGGGAGGAGGAGAAGGUGGAGAAGGCUCAGAGAGUGAUGCAGGAGGUGGUUUGACUGAUGCACAGACAGAGGUGUUGGAGAGAUGUCUUCAUGCACUCAGGCAGGCUCAAAAUGACAGUCACACAUUGGCUUCUCUUCUGCUGAUAACUCGCUUGUGCCCGGCAAGCCAGCUAGACAAACCCACCUUGAGGCGCAUCUUUGAGGCCAUUGGUCUAAACCUCCCAGCUCGACUUUUGGUGACAGCGGUCAGAGGCAGCGACAACUCCGGCUUACCCCCACAGGAACUCCUUUCACUGGGCACGGCUCUGUUGGCUGCCCUGAGCACAGACCCAGACAUGGCCUGCCAUCCCCAGCUCCUCACCACCAUCCCAUUCCUGCUGGGCAUUUUAGCAAAUGGUCCUGUGAACCAGCAGAAACAGGAAAACCAGGAACAGAACCAAGAUGGAGAGGGAGGGCAGAGUCCAGAUUGUAAAGUCCAAUCAACAGAGAGUUCAAACGCAGAAAGUGAUCCUACAAAUGUGGCAAAAUCAGCAGGAGAGAAAGCAAAGGGUGAUGACGGCAGUGAAGCAAACGGAGUAUCAACAACAUCUCAAGAAACCUCCCCCUCUUCCAAGAUGGACGAGGCCAUGGCUGCUGACUGCUACCAGGUUCUUACAGCUGUGUGUGCCUUACCCAGAGGUGCCGACCAGCUGCUGAGCAGGGGUGCCGUUCCUGCUCUGUGCCAGGCAGUGAAACAAAACCAGACUUUCAGCCACCAGAGGGGGCUUGCCUUGCUUGGUUGCCUCCUCUCAGGUAAAACGAAGGACAAAGUGUGGAGUAAACACCCUGCAGAACUCCUCACUUUACUGGUCAGGCUCUCCAAAGACUUCUGCCAAGCCACAGACCAGACCAAGCUGGACAUGUGUGCCCAGUUGGUGAUGUUUCUCCCCCCAGUAGGAGUGGCAGUAGAAAGUGAGGAGCUGAAGGGAGUCGUAGCACGUGUAUGGGGGAUAUUGAGACCCAUGUUGCAGGCUAAGUUGACGCCGAGGCAGAUCGGGCCAAUCCUGGUCCUCAGUGCUUGUCUGCUGGAUUUGCAUGGAUGGGAGCUGGUGGGACCGCCAAAGUUCUGCUGCUUACUGGUGAACCGGGCCUGUGUAGAGGUCAGAAUGGGUUUGGAGGAACCACCUGGUAACGAACUGGGCCCAGAGCUGCAGCACACACUCACAGGCUGUUAUCGAAUCAUGGAGGCUGCCAUAGAGCAGGCCUGCUGUCUGGGAGUGUCACAGGCCACUGUACCUCCUCAGAGCUCCAUCCCUUCAAUCAGUCUGCAGCAGACCAGGCAGGUCCUCGGGGUGUUGGAGGAGGCCUUCUCCGCUUUAAUGUACCACCUGCAGCAGGUGGAUCCAAGUCGUUAUGGUGACCCUUUUGUUUUCGCCACAUUCCGCUCUCUGUGCUCCUGGCUGGCCGAGGAGACUUCCUGUCUGAAGCAGGAAGUGACUGGACUGCUGCCGUUGUUGAUCGGCUACUCCCGAAGCCACCUGCAGGGUGAGAGCCCAGAGCAGGGCCUCUCUGACUGGAUGGCCGAGAUGUCCGACAAAGAGGAGAGGGGGGCGUGGACGGGCAAAGAAGCUCUGAGGUAUCUCCUUCCAGCUCUGUGCCACCUGUCGGCAGAGGAAGGUCCCAGGAAGGUGCUGCUCACCCUCGACACCCCGGCCCUGCUGGUGGACUUUCUGUCACAGUGCUGGACUUCCCUCAAGGGGAAAAGUGGGGUGGCAUCGGCCAGGGAUCCCAGCAUGGAGACAGCCUGCUCAGCCCUCCUCAACUUCACCGUCACAGAGCCAGAGAGAGUCAGGAAGGACCCAUGUUUCAGAAACCUGGAGGCCCUUCUGAGUGAAGCACUUCCAGUUUUGGUGCAUAAACCCCGCCUGCUUGUUCUAGCGGCAAAUUACUGCACGUUGGCGCUGAUGAUUGGCAGACUUAAAUCCGCCCCUUCAGGCUCAGUUGAAGCCGGCCAGAGGCGGCUCUUCUCCACAGCUCUCCGGUUCCUCCGCAGUGCCCUGGACUCUAGCGCCAGCCCCGGUCCGGUUAAGGUGAGCCUCAGCUGGGAGGAGAGUUGGGACGAGGCUGCGGAGCUCUGGAGGUUGUGUCUGCAGGCUCUGGGAGGCUGCGCUCGCGCCCAGCCCUGGAUCACCACCCUGGUCAGAGAGGAAGGUUGGCUCAAACACACACUUACCAUGCUGAGUCAGUGUAGCGCACUACCUGACAAGCACACACAGGAGGCGCUAGAGGAAGCUCUGUGCGCCAUGGCAGACCAGUGCCCGGUCUGUAAAGUGGAGAUUGGAGACAUGAUGAAAACUGAUAAAGGAGCUUUGAUCUGUAUGAGGAACCUGAAGAAGUCCGUGGGAGUGAAGUGAAACCAAACUGCUGCCGACAAUAUGCUCUUUUAAUGGAGUAUUUUUAAAAAUGAAGUAAUAAAGGAGGGCUGUUACUGAAGCCAAAUGUGUGUUUAUUACUUGUACCAAUCUGACAUUAUACAAUGUGUUACCUGUUGCCCCGUACUUUAUUGUAAGGAAAAGAUGAAAGGCCCCAGAUGCUGCUGGUCUUGUGAUCUUUGCAAAUGAGCUUGCAUUGAAAAGAUGGCACUCAAAAUUAUGAACGUAUAUUUUUUUGUGUAAUGUAAUGCAAAUGUUUAGACAGCUGUGCUCUGAAAAGACACGGUUUCUUACAUGUCAGUUGUGAAAUGCUAACGUCUUUAAUAAAGAGCUAUUUUGUUAGAAAACCUA
Perca flavescens (yellow perch) is the source of this 2958-nucleotide messenger RNA. RefSeq names its product neurochondrin (gene ncdn). The coding region runs from base 136 to 2589 and encodes 817 amino acids. Gene Ontology annotation, cellular component: dendrite. Lineage: Eukaryota; Metazoa; Chordata; Actinopteri; Perciformes; Percidae. The record is from RefSeq and is a predicted model, not a curated record. The transcript is spliced from 8 exons. Gene Ontology annotation, biological process: neuron projection development; regulation of neuronal synaptic plasticity.